This is a messenger RNA of Plenodomus lingam JN3, 504 nucleotides long. RefSeq lists its product as uncharacterized. NCBI's taxonomy places the organism in Eukaryota, Fungi, Ascomycota, Dothideomycetes, Pleosporales, Leptosphaeriaceae. The record is from RefSeq and is a predicted model, not a curated record.
AUGGAAAUGGGAAUCGUCUGGGGUGACGAUCCUGAGGACGAGGACACGCUGGCUGUCACCGAUCGGAUCCUGGGGGCGACCGAGGGUGCAGCCUUGGUUGCUGAUUGGCAAUGUCCAUCAUCUAUUGAAGGCAUCGACCAGUUCAACCCUCGUCCCCCCUAUCUUCAGGACGACAUCUCUGGGGUCAUUGACGAUGUCGCCCUAGUUUGGCGCAUGCUUAGGAGCGACAUUGAAGUGUACCACUCUGGACAAGUAUUUUACAGCUCUGUCGGUAGCUCCGCCGAACAUUUGCACGCCCUCUUAUGGAAACAUUCCGGCGCUUGUCUACCCAAAAGCACCUCCUGGGCUCUGAGCGACGACGAUAAGGAAGACCAGUGGCACAUGAACAUAGACACGCCAACUGACGAAACAGACGAGUUGGACACGCAAAGUCCGCAUAAUCCGGAUCCUGCACAUACCCCAGACUUCCCCAACAUCAGCCUCACCACCCCUGAAGGUGUGUAG